AUGUCACAUUACAGUGAAUCUUCACCACUAACACCACUAAACUUUUUAAAGAGUGAAGAGAUUUUAUUUUGUAUAUAUGAAGAAUUUGAAAAUGAAGAAAGUGCAGAUCAAAAUGACAAGUUAAUAUUUUUUUACCCAGAUAUACCACAGGUUAAUAAUAUGAUGAAGGUAAAUUUUGGUGGUGGUAUUCAUUCAAUGUCUGGUAUCAGUGGUGACUUUUUUACCUCAUCACCAAUAGAUUACAUUACCUUAGAAAGACAUACACUUUCACUUAAAGUAGUUGACCGUUAUACAUUAGUUUUAUGUACUGAGAAUGACAUAGCUCCAUCAACUGUAUCAAAUCACUUAACUCAUAUUUAUAAUGCAUUAACUUUUUAUUAUAGAAAUUUACAAAUUGUUUCGAAAGAAAAAAAGAAAUUAGAAGGCGAAUUAAAAGAACUAAUGGAGAUUUCUGCAAAAAAUAUGUAUAAAAAUUUAAUGAAUUCCUUUAGCCCUUUACCAUAUACACCAUUACCACACAGAUCACAAAGAUUUUUUAUACAAUCAUCACAAUUAAUAGAUAGUAUUAUUUCAAAUGACCACUUAGGUGGCGCAAUAUUUUUUAGAAAUACAGUAUUAUUUAGCAAUUUUGAAUUACAAACCACAACUAAAUUUAUAUUGGAUAAAAUCGAAUAUUCAAGGAGAAAUGCAACCAACCCAAUUAUAUUACAGCAACAACAACAGCAACAGCAACCACAAUCACCUUUACAGCAACCACAACAAAUGAACUUAAACUCAUCCUCCCAACCAUUACCAAAUCAGCUACCACCACAAUUUAUUCCAGAGGAUCAUCAUCAAACUGUAUAUAUUUCACCAAAAGAAUACACCGUUUUAAAAAACAAACAUAUAAAUACUGAUAUUCACCAAAACCCAAACAAUAUUUUCAAACUAAACCCACAACCACAAAAACAACCAGAACAACCACAGCAACCAGAGUUAGACCGUUAUGGUGAACCAAUUAAGCCACCAUUACAUAACAAUGAGGACUAUAUUGCUGUAGAGUUAUUAAUUAUUUAUUGGAAUGAUAUUACCAUCGCUUUAUUAACAGACAUCAACCAAAAUAACCAAUUUACAAUUCAUUUAGAGUUUAACAAGAUACGUUUAAAUCAUCAAAACCGUAUUUUACAAUUAUCAAAAGAAUUAGAACAAAGCUUUGACAACAGACCAUCACCACCACAGGUUUUAUAUCGUACCACCAUCUCUCCAUCAAAUAUUUUCCAUUUCUUAUCAUACGAUUCCUUAACUAGCAUGGCUAUAUCAAGUGGUAUCUCCACAACGAACGAAGAGAAUUUUAUAAAUACCUGUACUAUAGUCCAUGAUACUUUUAUCGAAAACCCAGAUACAACCCAAAUGUUUUUAAAGAAUCAACACGGUGAAAUAUUUUGUAAAAAGCAAUUUGGUCGUGAAAUUUAUUACCAACCAAAAAUAUUAUAUUCAAAUAAUAGAUUUUUAGAAAACUCUGAUUUAAUAAUUCAAAAUCAUUUAAAAGAACAUAAUAUGAAUAUUUUAUAA
Messenger RNA from Dictyostelium purpureum, 1551 nucleotides. RefSeq lists its product as uncharacterized. The record is from RefSeq and is a predicted model, not a curated record. Gene Ontology annotation, biological process: vesicle-mediated transport. Lineage: Eukaryota; Evosea; Eumycetozoa; Dictyosteliales; Dictyosteliaceae. Bases 1 to 1551 code for a protein of 516 amino acids. The transcript has 3 exons.